Molecule: messenger RNA, 1182 nt
Organism: Planococcus citri (citrus mealybug)
Lineage: Eukaryota; Metazoa; Arthropoda; Insecta; Hemiptera; Pseudococcidae
Exons: 7
Coding region: 282-1157 (291 amino acids)
Cellular component (GO): mitochondrion
Molecular function (GO): thiosulfate-cyanide sulfurtransferase activity
Source: RefSeq, a predicted model, not a curated record
AAAAUAAAAAAUCAAAAAUGCCUAUGCCUAUGCACCCCCUCAGAAAUAAAGUCAAAAGAACUGAGAUUAAUAGACUUUCUAUUAUAUUUUGAUGAAGGAGGAACGACGAUUAUUUAUGGGGAGGGGCGCCGGGUGCCGGGAAUUUUUUUUAUCAACGAAGUAAAAAUAAUAAUAAACUGUACGGUAAGCAGAAGCACUAAAUAAUUUAUUUAAUAAGUCCUGGCCACUUUUUGGUAACCAUAAGAACGUGAACAGAAACAAUCGUCAAUUCAUCGAGCUCAAUGUUCAAGAGGAUCAUUUCCUUCGGUGCCUUAUCAACAAAAAACACUUUCAAAGCAAGAUACCCACUUCGAACGACGAUGGACGAAAGCUGCAAAUCAGAUAUUCAAUUGUAUGAAUUCGACGAUCUUCAAAAGGCAUUGAAACAGAAAGAUCAAGUACCACUGAACUUGGUAGAUGUUAGAGAAGAUGGAGAAAUCAAAGAAACUGGUAUGGUGCCUGGUGCCAUUCACGUGCCUUUAGGACAAGUUGAGUCAGCAUUGGAUUCGUCGGACGAAGAAUUCCAACGAAAGUAUAACUUUGCUAAACCAAAACAGGAUGAUCCCUUGAUUUUCAUGUGCAAAGCGGGAAGACGAAGUUACGAAGCUGCUAAAAUUGCUGUGAAGAAAGAUUAUUCAAAAAUGUGCGAAAAAAUUAUUCUAUUUUCCUUUUUACUAGUUUAUGGAAUCAAUAAAAUCCAUUCUUCUGAAAUCAGACAAUUCGGUUAUCGCGACUUGACAGCAAUGCAAGAAACUCCUGAUAAGCCUUUACAUAUAAUAGAUGUAAGAGAAAAAUACGAAGUAGAUGCUACUGGAAUGAUACCUGGCAGUAUUCAUUUGCCUUCAAGACAGGUUAAAGAAGCUCUAGAAUCAACUCCAGAGGAGUUUCAACACAAAUAUAACGCUGAGAAACCAAAGCCAGAAGAUAAUUUGGUAUUCAUUUGUAAAAGUGGAGUGCGAAGUUUACAAGCAUGUGAAACCGCUUUAAAAUGCGGUUACAAAAACGCAAUAAAUUAUGAGCGUGGAUGGUUCGAUUGGAAAUGCAAAUACUUAAAAAGCCAACCAGACAAGGGUAAAGAUUACUUCACGUCACUGAAUUAUGUCCGUACAGUUGAUUAAAAGAAUUCAGCUGCUCCAUAUAUGC